Equus caballus (horse) is the source of this 7554-nucleotide messenger RNA. Lineage: Eukaryota; Metazoa; Chordata; Mammalia; Perissodactyla; Equidae. The record is from RefSeq and is a predicted model, not a curated record.
GAGGGUCGGAUUUUCUAUUUCAGACUGGUGGUUCGGGGCCCCACAGCCCCGUGUCUUCCACACCCAGGGUUCCAGGGUCUCUCUGGACGUUAAAAUUACCAUCCCCGCCUUCCCUCUCCCGCUGAGUCCCGGCGUCACCGUGAGUCGUUCCGAGGCCUCGUAGCUCUGCUGCCGGUUCCCCGGCAGCCCGUGUCCGUUUCGGGUGACACUCGCUCUGGAGUCCAUACCCGCCAGUAGUUCUGCUUUCGCUCCAGUAGAGACCGCCGCGUCGUUUUCUGGUUUAAAAUGCUCCUCUGAGCUCCCGCUCCUCGUCCCUGGUCCAGGAAGCGGUGAGGGGUCCUGCUUCUGUGCGGAGUUCGGUCGGGGCCGCGUCUCUGGCUGGAAGGGGAGAGUGAGUCCUGCCCAGGUCGCGCUGCGGCCCCGGGACGUGUGGGCAUCCCAGGAGGGCAGCGAGCUCUGAGGACAAGGAAGAAAAACCUACAAAACCCCAAAAACCUCGCUCGUAUGUCUCCGUCUACCCCAAUCGCUGUCUACCCUGCCUGCAGCAGUGGGCAGGGGAGAAUCGCCUUUUCUGGAUGCUGAGGGCCUCCCUGUGUGUGUGUUUGUGUCCCAGGAAGAGGGGAUGUUGAUUCUAAGCAUUAAACAGCCUGUUGUCAACAUUCAGGAUUCACUUCUCAAGACUGAUCUUAGCCGAGAAAGAAGCCCAGACGCAGAGGAAAGAAAGGAGUCAGAAAUGACGCUUUCCCAGGUGCUGUUGACUUUCAGGGACGUGGCCAUAGAGUUCUCGCCAGAGGAGUGGGAAUGCCUGGACCCCGCUCAGAGGGCCUUGUACAGGGACGUGAUGCUGGAGAACUACAGGAACCUGCUCUCCCUGGAUAUCUGUGCUAGAUGUGUGAUCAAGGAAAUAUCACCAAAAGCGGAUAUUAACAAAGGAGAAUUAUUCCAAACAUUGAUGAUGGAAAAACAUGAAAGAAACGACAUGAAGGAUUUUAAUUUCAGGGAAGUUGAGCAAAAUAUGCAUGAGUUUGAGAGUCAGUGUGGAUGUUAUGAAACAAAUUACAAAAGAGUGACUACAGCCCAUAACAAAAAUCUCACUGGUGGAAGAGAUCAACCGCAUAACAAAUCCUGGAAUAAUUUCCCUCUAACGCAGAGUGUUUCUGUAAGAAAAAGUACUUAUCAAUAUAGCAGACAUGAGAAGUCAUAUAUAAGAUAUUUGUUAAAACUGAAACAUAACAUAACCUAUGCAGGAAACAAGUAUAUAAAAUGUUUUGAAAAUAGGAUUGGAUUAGGAAUUCAGUCACAUCUGGCUGAACUUCAGGAGUUCCAAACUGAAGGGAAAAUUCAUGAAGGUAAUCAAGUUGAGAAGUUUAUCAACAAUAGUUAUUCUGCAUCAGAACUUCAAAGAAUUCCUCCUAGUAUCAAGAUCAACAUUCAUCAUAAUUCUGGGAAAAUUUUUAUGUAUCCAUUAUUACUUACACAACAUCAGAAAACAGUGAAAAAUAGUGAAAAGCCUUACAAAUGCAAUGCUUGUGAGAAGGCUUUUAGAGAAAGCUCAAACCUUGCUAGUCACCAGAGAAUUCUUUCUGGGCAGAGACCUUACAAAUGUAAUGAGUGUGGCAAAGCAUUUACCCAAUUUGCAAACCUUUCUAGACAUCUGAGACUCCAUACCAGAGAGAAACCAUAUAAAUGUGAUAUAUGUGGCAAGGGCUGUAGUCAAAAUGCAAAUCUUGCAAGUCAUCAGAAAAUCCAUACUGGGGAGAGACCUUACAAAUGUAAUGAGUGUGGCAAAGCCUUGUCCGAGCGUUCAAGCCUUACUCAGCAUAAGAGAAUCCAUACUGGAGAGAAACCUUAUAAAUGUAAUGAGUGUGGGAAGACUUUCAGAGGAAGCUUGAAUCUCACUAAUCAUCAGAGAAUUCAUUCUGGGCAGAGGCCUUACAAAUGUAGUGAGUGUGACAAAUCCUUCAACCGCAUCUCACACCUCACUAGACACCAGAGAAUCCAUACUGGAGAGAAACCUUAUAAAUGUAACAUGUGUGGCAAGGUCUGUAGUCAACAUUCAAAUCUUCUAAGUCAUCAGAGAAUUCAUACAGGAGAGAAACCUUAUAAAUGUAAUGAGUGUGGGAAGACUUUCAGAGGAAGCUCGAAUCUCACUAAUCAUCAGAGAAUUCAUUCUGGGCAGAGGCCUUACAAAUGUAGUGAGUGUGACAAAUCCUUCAGCCGCAUCUCACACCUCACUAGACACCAGAGAAUCCAUACUGGAGAGAAACCUUAUAAAUGUAACGUGUGUGGCAAGGUCUGUAGUCAACAUUCAAAUCUUACAAUUCAUCAGAGAACUCAUACAGGAGAGAAACCUUAUAAAUGUAAUGAGUGUGGCAAAGCCUUUAUGGAGCGUUCAAGCCUUACUCAACAUACGAGAAUCCAUAGUGGAGAGAAGCCUUACUCGUGUAAAGAAUGUGGCAAAGCCUUUAACCAGUCCUCUAACCUUGUCAUACAUCAAAUAAUUCAUACUGGAGAGAAGCCAUACAAAUGCAAUGUGUGUGGCAAAGCCUUUAAUGUGUGUUCAAGCCUUACCCGUCAUCAGACAAUCCAUACUGGGGAGAAGCCUUACAAAUGUAGUGAGUGUGACAAGGCCUUUACCCAAUUUGCAAACCUUACUAGACAUCAAAGAAUGCACACUGAAAAGAAACAUUGUAAACCCAAUAUGUGUGGCAAGGGUUUUAUCCAAAGAUCAAGCAUUGGGGGUAAUCAGAAAAUUGCAGUGGAGAGAAACCUCACAGAGGUGUGUGGCAAAACCUUUAAUAUAUGUUCAAACCUUCCUGGGAAAGAAGCUGAUGUAACCUGGCCUUCUGGGGAAGAUUCAGGGGAACGACAGCCUGAAGGGAAAAAACCUUCUGACCCCCUCCCUCCUGGAAAGGCGGGAAAGGAGCUUGGACAGCCCUCAAGGAGGAAGCCUUCUAAUAAUCAGCCUCUAAGGAGAACGUUCCCUCCUCAGGUCCUUCUGGGAGGAGACAUUCUUGGAUGGAACCAUGCCCCCUCGUCAACUCCAUAUCCAGCUCCAGGUUUCCAGACUGCGGAGACCCGCUCUCCUGUCUCCCAGGAGAAACUUCUGUGCCCCUUCGCAAAACAGUUUUUCACUGAAACCGAUUUCAACUUGUUAAAACUGGGCAGGGAGCAGCCCCGCUCCACAGGACACCAACUAAAUCCAAACAGUUCCAAACUCAGACAGGUGGGCUCCGCCCCCGCCAUCGCCAUGUCCCAGCCUCCUCCAGCCUGCCCGGCGACCCCGCCUCCCCCGGCGACCCCGCCUCCCCCGGCGACCCCGCCUCCCCCGGCGACCCCGCCUCCCCCGGCGACCCCGCCCUGGCAACUGCUCACGCCCCGCCCAUUGCCGGAAGCGCUCCGCCCAGCCGCCCCUUUCCCGCAGCGCGCAUGCGCAGUUCCUUGCAGACCCGGAAGCGGCUGGCGCGGAGGGAAGCCCACACUCCUACACGCGUGGGGACUGGGGGUCGCUACGGGCGUUAAAAUCCCCGGAUCCGCCUCUCCUAUCCUCGGAUUGACAUCUCAAGAUUCACUUUGCCUGAGAAAGAAGCCUGGAGGAGGAAGAAGAGGAAAGAAGGAGGAGUCAGGAAUGACGCUUUCUCAGGAACUGUUGACGUUCAGGGAUGUGGCCAUCGAGUUCUCUCAGGAGGAGUGGGAAUGCCUGGACCCCGCUCAGAGGGCCUUGUACAGGGACGUGAUGCUGGAGAACUACAGGAACCUGCUCUCCCUGGAUAUUUCUACUAGAUGUUUUAUCAAAGAACUAUCACCAAAAGAGGACAUUAAUAAUGGAGAAUUAUUCCAAACAUCUAUUUUGGAAAGACACGUAUGCCAGAGUUUUGAUGAUUUUGAUUUCAGGGAAGUCCAGCAAAAUAUGCACAAAUUUGAGAGUCAGUGGGUAUAUGAAGAAAAGAAUUAUGAAGGCGUGCCUAGAAGCCAUUACAAAAAUCUCACUGGUAGAAGAGAUCUACAACAUCAUAAAUCCUGGAAUAAUUUCCCUGUAAAGCAGAAUGUUUCUGUAAGAAAAAGUAUGUCUCAAUAUUACAAACAUGACAAGUCAUAUAUAAGGAAUAAGGAACUAAAAAAUGACAUAGGCUGUUCAGGAAACAAGUAUAUGAAAUGUUUGAAAAACAGGCUUGGACUGAGCUUUCAUUCACAUCUGGCUGAACUGCGGAGAUUUCAAACUGAAGAGAAAAUUUAUGAACGUCAUCAAGUUGAGAAGUCCAUCAACAAUUGUUCUUCAGUUUCACCACUUCAAAGACUUCCUCCUAGUGUCAAAACUAAUAUUUGUGGUAAAUAUGGGAAGGUUUUUAUGCAUCCUGCAUUGCUCACAGAACACCAGAAAACACGCGUUAGAGAAAAACCUUACAAGUGUAACGAGUGUGGGAAGGCUUUUAGCCACUGCUCAACCUUAGCUAAUCACCAAAGAAUUCAUUCUGAUGAGAGACCUUACAAAUGUAAUGAGUGUGGCAGAGCCUUUAACAGGUUCUCAAACCUCACAAGGCAUCAGAGAAUUCAUACUGGGGAGAAACCAUAUAAAUGUAAUGUGUGUGGUAAGGAUUUUAUGAUACGUUCACACCUUUGGAGUCAUGAGCGAAUUCAUACUGGAGAGAAACCUUACAAAUGUAAUGAGUGUGGCAAAGCCUUUUCUGAGCGUUCAAAUCUUGCUCAACACAAGAGAAUCCAUACUGGAGAGAAACCUUACAAAUGUAACGAAUGUGGUAAGGAUUUUACCACACGUUCACACCUUUGGGGUCAUGAGAGGAUUCAUACUGGAGAGAAGCCUUACAAAUGUAAUGAGUGUGGCAAAGCCUUCACCGGGAGUUCAAAUCUUACUCAACAUAAGAAAAUUCAUACUGGAGAGAAACCAUAUAAAUGUACUGUAUGUGGCAAGGCCUUUAGUCAGAAUUCAAGCCUUAUAGUUCAUCAAAGAAUUCAUACUGGGGAGAAGCCUUACAAAUGUCAUGAAUGUGGCAAAGCCUUUAAGCAGUACUCGAGCCUCAAUAGACACCAGAAUAUUCAUACUGGAAGGAAACCUUACAAAAGAAGUAAAUGUGGCAAAGCUAUUAAUCAGUCUUCAAGACUUACUCAAAACCAGAGUUAUCAUGCUGAAGCAGAACCAAACACAUGUAAUCACUGUGGGAAAGCCUUUCAUCAAUCAUCAACUCUAAAAAGACGUACGAAAAUCCAUACUGAAGAGAGACCAUACAAAUGUAAAGAAUGUGGGAAAGCCUUCAACCGGUACUCAAACUUCACUAUACAUCAGAGAAUUCAUACUGGAGAGAAACCUUACAAAUGUAAAGAAUGUGGCCAAGCCUUCACCUGGUGCUCAUCCCUUACUAUACAUCAGAGAAUUCACACUGGAGAGAAGCCUUACAAAUGUAAAGUAUGUGGCAAAGCCUUCAACCAGUACUCAAACCUUACUAAACAUCAGAGAAUUCAUACUGGAGAGAAACCUUACAAAUGUAAAGAAUGUGGCAAAGCCUUCACCUGGUACACAUCCCUUACUAUACAUCAGAGAAUUCACACUGGAGAGAAACCAUACAAAUGUAAAGAAUGCAGCAAAGCCUUCAACCAGUACUCAUAUCUUACUAUACAUCAGAGAAUUCAUACUGGAGAGAAACCUUACAAAUGUAAAGAAUGUGGCAAAGCCUUUAACAACUGCUCAAAUCUUACUCAACAUUGGAGAGUUCAUACUGGAGGGAAACCUUACAAAUGUAAAGAAUGCGGCAAAGCCUUCAAGCAGUACUCAUGCCUUACUCGACAUCAGAGAAUUCAUACUGGAGAGAAACCAUACAAAUGUAUAGAAUGUGGCAAGGCUUUUAACCAGUGUUCAAACCUCACACAACAUCAGAGACUUCAUACUGGAGAGAAACCCUACAAAUGUAUUACAUGUGGAAAGACCUUUGUAAAAAAUAUACAGUUUAGAAACCAUCAGAAAGUUCAUACUGGGAAGGAGAAUUCCUUUGAAUGUAAGGAAUGUGGGAAGGCCUUUAGUCGUGGCUAUCAACUUACCCAACAUCAGAAAAUUCACACUGGUGAGAAACCCUAUGAAUGUAAAGAAUGUAAAAAGGCCUUUCGUUGGGGUAACCAACUUACUCAACAUCAGAAAAUUCAUACUGGUGAGAAGCCUUAUGAAUGUAAGGACUGUGGGAAGGCCUUUCGAUGGGGCUCAAGUCUCGUUAUUCAUAAGAGAAUUCAUACGGGCGAGAAACCCUAUGAAUGUAAAGACUGUGGGAAGGCCUUUAGACGUGGUGAUGAACUCACUCAGCAUCAGAGAUUUCAUACUGGUGAGAAAGACUAUGAAUGCAAGGACUGUGGGAAGACCUUUAGCCGCGUGUAUAAACUAAUUCAACAUAAGAGAAUUCAUAGUGGUGAGAAACCCUAUGAAUGCAAAGACUGUGGGAAGGCCUUUAUUUGUGGCUCGAGCCUCAUUCAGCAUAAGAGAAUUCAUACCGGUGAGAAGCCCUAUGAAUGCCAAGAAUGUGGGAAGGCCUUUACUCGUGUCAAUUAUCUUACUCAACAUCAGAAGAUUCAUACCGGUGAGAAACCUCAUGAAUGUAAGGAGUGUGGGAAGGCUUUUCGUUGGGGUUCGAGUCUCGUUAAACAUGAGAGAAUUCAUACAGGUGAGAAGCCAUAUAAAUGUACAGAAUGUGGCAAGGCCUUUAAUUGUGGCUAUCACCUUACUCAACAUGAGAGAAUUCACACUGGUGAAACGCCUUAUAAAUGUAAGGAAUGUGGAAAGGCCUUUAUUUAUGGGUCAAGCCUUGUUAAACAUGAGAGAAUUCAUACAGGGGAGAAACCGUAUGAAUGUAAAGAAUGUGGGAAGGCCUUUAGUCACGGCCAUCAACUUACACAGCAUCAGAAAAUUCAUACCGGUGAGAAACCCUAUGAGUGUAAGGAGUGUGGAAAGGCGUGUAACCAUGUAAACCAUCUUAGGGAACAUCAGAUGGUUCCUACUGUUGAAAAGCCUUGUGAAUACAAAGAGCGUACGGAGGCCUACACAACAUUCCUUCCUUCCACAACAUGAGGAAAAUUCUUGAUAUAAAUUAACAUCAGAAAGCCUUCACUGGUCACUCUUCUGCUUAUCGAAUAUCAGAAUAGUCAUGCUAAAGGCAAAUUUCAAGAAUGGGAAAAUCACUCUUAACGAUCACAGCAUACUCAGUGCAGAUUUCUUUUACUGGGUAGAUGAGUUUAGUAAAUGCAUAGAAGCUUUCCAGUCCCGUUCGAUCUCUGUCGCAUUUCAGAUUCAUUCUAGGGAAUAACUGUGCUGAUGUAUUGUGGGGAAGCCUUUUGUCGUGGUCCAUAUGCCACCGUUAUCACCAUCCCACCUCUCCUCCCUGUGAGACACUGGGCAAAUUACCUCUUACCCCUGUGCAUCAUUUGUGAAGUGGGGAGAAGCACACCUACCUGCUCCUGCUGUUGUGGUUGAGUUUGGUACAUGUAACCUCCUUGAAAGUGUAUCUGGAAUAUUGUGUAAGCUCAAUAAACAGUAGCUGCUGCUGCUCUUAAUCAUUA